This is a messenger RNA of Penicillium macrosclerotiorum, 732 nucleotides long. Its product is annotated as putative O-methyltransferase. Bases 1 to 732 code for a protein of 243 amino acids. The record is from RefSeq and is a predicted model, not a curated record. The transcript has 2 exons. Gene Ontology annotation, molecular function: O-methyltransferase activity. NCBI's taxonomy places the organism in Eukaryota, Fungi, Ascomycota, Eurotiomycetes, Eurotiales, Aspergillaceae.
AUGGCAGUCGACUUGAUGAAAGACUCCUUUGCCAAGCGUGCGAUGCAGUUGCGGGAGUAUAUAUUCAGCCAGCCGACCAGCACAUUCGCGAAUAACCCUUGGGCAGUGGCCCACGCGAUUGACGAAUUCACCAGCACAAGCGGCCCCAUGAUGACUUUCAAGGGAAAGAAACUCGAAGUUGCGAAAGCCCAGCUCAUGGCACAGCAGCCGCCCCCGCGAACGCUCCUGGAGUUCGGCACAUUCGUGGGCAAAUCCGCCCUGGCGUGGGGUGCCAUUCUCCGAGACAUUUAUGGCGAAAACGUCCCGGACGACGUGAAUGUAUAUACUUUUGAGCUUGAUUCUCAGAUGGUCAUAUUGGCCCGAGAUUUGAUAAAACUCGCUGGUGUUGAUGAUGUCGUGCAUGUCAUCGAAGGACCAGCCUCUGAGUCUCUGAGGAAGCUCUACGCGGAUGGCCAGGUGACCAGUGUGGACAUGGCCUUCUUCGACCACUGGGAGAAAUUCUAUCUUCCAGACUUACAAUUGAUUGAGGAAUUGAAGCUAUUUCGGAUUGGGUCAUUGGCGAUUGCUGAUAACACAGAUUUCCCAGGAGCCCCUGAUUAUCUCAAGUAUGUCAAGGCAGGAGGGAAGGGGGCUGCCACGUCCGUCCAGUAUCAGAGCAGGUCAUUCGAGACUGAGACUCAGUCAGGAAAGCCGAGCGUCGUGGAAGUUAGUACUGUGGUUGCAAUCGAGUAG